This is a messenger RNA of Seminavis robusta, 1749 nucleotides long. The record is from the annotation of a GenBank genome assembly. NCBI's taxonomy places the organism in Eukaryota, Bacillariophyta, Bacillariophyceae, Naviculales, Naviculaceae.
AUGGGUUUGCCAAAUCGAAGUCAAGCAAGUGCUCUGCUGCCACUUCGAUGUCAAGGCUACCUCUAAAGGAAACAGCAUCACAAUGUCUGCCUCCAAUGCCAACACUAACCGAGGAGGCAAUAUUGUUACUAGUAGAAGCACAAGGGCCAUGAGAAGGUCAAAUAAUAGAAACAGCUAUAACAUUCGACGAGAACUUUCGAGCACUCUGAGCGGGAGAUUGGAACGAAGGCAUUUUCGGGACGAGUGGAUUGACAGCCAACAUGACUUGAACGUUGUCGUUGCACUGGUCACCAAGAAGGACCCCAGCUUGAAGCACAUUAAAAUCAUACAAACCUUCCAUGGGACAUUGGACAUUAGUCGCUUUCUGGACGUGCUGUCGGAGUCAUCACAAGUCGAAACGGUGGCCUUUGUGGGUGUCAACAUGGACGACGAGUACUCCAUCAAGUUGGCAACGGCCAUUUCAAGCUCCAAAUCUAGCUUGUCUUGUCUGCAGUUAUGCCGGAUUAUACCCUCGGGACUUGCCAAGCUCUGUCCGGCACUUUCCACCAGUCAUUCCCUCAAGGAGCUACGACUUACAUUUAACCAUGAUUUGUCCAAGAGCAACACUGCUCUCCUCAUGUCCAACUUGGGAGGCAGUCAAGUUCUGGAAAUACUCAAGCUUUAUUGCAUCGACUUGGACAAUAACGAAACAACCAGCAUGGUGGCAAACGCCGUCAAGUCGGCCAAAUCUCUCACUGAUCUAAGAAUCACGAGCUGCAACUUGAGCGAUAUCACAUGCCUGGUGGAUGCCAUUCAAGGCGUCAAUCGGUUGGAACGAGUUGACUUGUCCAUGAAUCGAAUCUCUGACUUUGCUCCCAUUGCCAAAUUAUGGGAGUGCAAAACCAUCACCUUCCUUUCUCUCUCCCAAAAUGAGCUAGGAGCACAGGAACUUGGCUCGUCCCGUGAAAACACACUUUGGAAGGAACGGCAACGGCAUUUUGACUGUCUUGCCAACAACUGCACCUUGAAAAAAAUGUACCUGGACAUGAACCCACUGAAUCAGGAUCAUGUCGAGCUAUUGACCAAUGCCCUGCAGCAAAACACAACCUUGAUGAGACUGGGAUUGCUCACGCUUACCAUUUCCCAUGAUGCGCUCAGACGCAUUCGAUAUCUGAUAUCGUUGAAUAGUGCCGGAAGAGGAAGGAUCCAACAUGGAUUUCCUGACCAACGGCUGAUGCCGCAUCUACUGGCAAGAUUUUCCAAGGAACCUCACUUGAUAUACGGGUUGCUAACACAGACUCCGCAUGCCUGGAUGUAGUGCGCUUUCAUGCACGCACGCAUACUACUAGUACCAACAAGUAGAAAAGCUCUUUCACUUGUUUCAAAGUAACGACGUCUGCUUCUCCUACAAGCUCAGUCGAGUCUUCUAUUCAUGAAAUAGUGUACUCGUUACGGCAACGCUACUAGCUACGAUGCACAAUGAUACAAUUGGUCGUUUGCUGGCUGCGUGUCUACUAGCGCGUUGAAGACAAGAUAGAACAGUUGCAUACUGAAGAUUGUCUACGGGGAUCCUUGAUGGUACUGUAUAUAUCUACCGUGACUGGUAGCCACCACAGCUACUUGACCAGUAACCUGCAUCCCGAGCGUUCUACAGAUAUCUUGUAAUGGCACUAGCUAGAAUGUACACUCUCGAGAGCUCAAUACGAAGAUUAUAUCUUCUUCUCUGCUUGCAUACAACCUUUGGCCUUGAUCUAUUGUACGAUACUACUG